GCUUCUCUGAUAAUCUAGGACUCUAGGUAUGAUGUAAGCGCGGUGCUCUCCGUAUCAUUUUAUUGAAAUUAUUCAUAAUUCUGAUCAACUGGUCAAAAAUCGUAUAACAAUAUGUCGCUUAAGCAAAGUGGACAGCGGUUAUAUUAUAUGCCAAAAACAUCUCGAUGGAGUAAAGGAAUCGGCGCCGAAUUGCCAGAAGAAUUUAAAAAAUUCUGGAGAGAAUGGAAGCUCCAACGACCGGCUGCAGUUCAUUAUAUUGAGAAGAAAGGCACUUACGAGAGAAAUGAAGAAACUGAAGAAGUACGUCCAGUACAAAAUAUACCAAUACCUCUAACGUAUCCUAAAGAGAGUGAUAAUGGUAUAUGGGGUGGAGAAGCCAUUAUUCAAGGCUUUAAGAAAAAAGGCAUAUAUAAAAGAAGAGUGCCACAUUUUUGGAUCCCUCAUCUGCAGAAGUCGAUUGUCUAUAGUGAAGUUCUUGACACGUAUAUGAGAGUUGUUGUUACUGAGAGAGCAAUCAGAUUAAUUCACGAAAAUUACGGAUUUGAUCAUUAUUUAUUGAAGACACCAGCCUGCGAUCUGAGAUCUUUACUUGCUUUGAGACUGAAACGUCAGAUUCUUGUCGCACUAGCAGAUAAGACUUUAUAUCCUGAUGAUCCACAAAAGCGUACAGAGGUUUACACCAAGUACGAGCAAUAUCUUUCAGCGUAUACGAGAGAAGAAAUAGAAUGGUAUGGUUUAACGUACAAGGAAGCCUGUAAAAAGUGGAUCAAGUUAAACAAGACAGAACCACAGCCUUUGAAAAUCCAAUAUAGAUCAGAAUUAAUUGCUAAACUCAAAGAGAAUAAGAUUAAGGAAGCUGAAAACGUGGAUGUUGUAUUACCAAAGGAAACGAGUUGGUUAAACAAAUUAAACCCUUUCUCCAAGAGUUCGCCAAAGCGCGAAUAGGUAAAUUUCUGUUUGUUAGAUAUCAUGUGUGCGUGAGAAAUGUUUUAUACAUCAUUGAAUUAUUAAUUUUUGAAUAUUAUGAACUUUCUUUGGGACACAUAUUAUUUAACAAUU
This is a messenger RNA of Wasmannia auropunctata (little fire ant), 1059 nucleotides long. It is a transcript of the gene mRpL28, whose product is annotated as 39S ribosomal protein L28, mitochondrial. The record is from RefSeq and is a predicted model, not a curated record. Gene Ontology annotation, cellular component: mitochondrial large ribosomal subunit. The coding region runs from base 112 to 945 and encodes 277 amino acids. Gene Ontology annotation, molecular function: structural constituent of ribosome. Lineage: Eukaryota; Metazoa; Arthropoda; Insecta; Hymenoptera; Formicidae. The transcript has 6 exons.